AUGGCUGCCAAAUACGCCGUCUCCUUGAUGGCCCUGCUCGGCUCUGUCGCCGCUCAAGGCUACAACAGCAGUUCCAUUGCCUCGACUACUUCCUCCUCGGUGAACCCUCAGUACACCAAUGGUGCCGAGCCUACUGUCGGAGGAACAACCUUCCUCAUCCAGAGUGAUACCAGCUACUCUGAUGCCACCGUCUUGACUCUUUCCAGAAAGAGACAGGCAACCUCUGGCAUCGCUUCUUGCUUGGCCACCUGCUCGGACAGUGACCGCUGUGUAGGCACUUCAUACUCCGACGACAGCAUGCAAUGCACUUAUUACAGUGAUAUCGACACUGCAACGCAGACCAAGACUGCUGGUACCGACUUUGCUCUUGUUCAGUCGCGUGCUAAUGCAUCUACCACCUCCGAUGUGUUCAAUGGAACUACUCCUGUCACAUCCGGUGGCGCUACUCGCACUUCCGGUGUUUCUCUUAGCUCUGGAGCAGCUGGAAACUCGACCACUCGCGCCACUGGUAGCUCAACUCGCUCAGCUGGCGUCUCGCUCAGCUCUGGCGUGUCUGGUAACUCCACUCGCUCCGCAUCUGCUUCGCGUACCUCGUCGGGAGCAGUCUCUACCACCUCUGGUUCGGCUGCAUCUCCUUCUCCCAGCUCUCUACUUAGCAUUAACGGUGUCCUCUUCUUGAUCGAGAUCGACAUUGACUACACUGGCAUCGAGAUCACCCUCACUAUCCUGGCCAAGCGUGCUGGACAGAGUCUUGACCAGUGCUUGACUACCUGCGCUGCCAACACCAACUGUGCUGCUACCAGCUUCACAGAAGCCGAUGGCACCUGCACCUUCUUCUCAUCUGUCGAUGCAGGAAGCCGUGUAUCUGCUGACGGUACCACUUUCGCUACUGUCAUCUCCCGCGCUGGUGCAGGAAACGGAUCCGGUACCAACGGAACUUCCCCUACCACCAAUGGAACCACCCCUGCUAUCCCCAGCAACGUCACUGCUGAGAGCUUCAUUUGUCCUAGACUCGAUGGCAGUGUCCUCCUAAGCAACGUCGACGUAACUUUCGCUAUCAGCUGUAGUUCGUUCCUCAUCGGUACCACAUACGAUGCGGUCGCAGAAAUCCAACAGAAGCGCCAGGCCAUCGAUAACGGUCUCCCAUCAACCCUCUCCAACUGUGUCGACCUCUGCUCAGUCGCUGAGAGCUGUGUCGGCACUACCUUCAAUAUCGCUACUGAGACCUGUGCAUUUUAUAAUGACGUGGAUUAUGCGACUGACGUAGCUGGCUAUGACUCGGCUGUCCGUGUUCAAGACAACUCCGGCAAUGGUAACGGCAAUGGAUCUGGCGAAGUUGCGACCACCACAGUCCUUGCGCCUGGAGUUACUACCACAGUCAUUGUCGCAGCACCCACGACCGCUACGAUCUAUCAGACCAUCGUUUCGACUGUCACGGUGAUUGCUGGCGGUGCUGGCCAGACCGUCUACCCAGGAGGUGCUGUUGUUACAUCUAUCUCCAGCGUUGGUCAGGUGACCUACACGAACACUGUCCCAACAGUUACCAUUCCUCAGAACGGCAACGCAGCUGUCCCGACCGUGACCAUCACUAUCGGAGGAGCUGGUACUGCUGUUGCUACUCAAGUCGUGACAGUCACCGUAGACCAGAACGGCAAUGUCAUCGGCCAAUCUACUGCUGGUGCCGCCGCUGGAGGUGCUGGAGGUGCUGGAUCUGGCGCAUAUCCCACGGUCACCGUACACGAUGUCUCCACCGUCUCCGUCUGCCCCACUACCGCAGAUUCCGUCGUCUGGACCACCGUCUACGUCCGCUAA
Messenger RNA from Aureobasidium subglaciale EXF-2481, 1812 nucleotides. RefSeq lists its product as uncharacterized. The coding region runs from base 1 to 1812 and encodes 603 amino acids. The record is from RefSeq and is a predicted model, not a curated record. Lineage: Eukaryota; Fungi; Ascomycota; Dothideomycetes; Dothideales; Saccotheciaceae. The transcript has a single exon.